UGAAAGUGUCAAAGGAUUGGUUAGCUGUUGAUUAUAUAAUGUGCCUUUUAGAUAUUAAAAUCGUACAAAAUUUCAUCGAAAUUACAGUUUUAUUCUCUCAUGGUGUGCUGUGACGGAUAUUGUGAUUUUGAUUACAGAGUGUGAUUUCGUUAGAUCCAAAGGAUAUUAAGAAUAAAAGUACGAGGGAUUACAUCGUAUUUUUUUAAUUAUAGACUAAGAUUUUGUUACAUCUAAGGGAUAUUGAGAGUAUAUAAACAACAGCACGAGGGUUUGCAUCGUGCUUUAUAAGUAUUAAGUAUAUGUAAACAAAAGUGGGAAUCACAUUCUACAUUCUGAUCACAGACCACCAUUUCGUUCGUUCUAAAGACAUAUUGUAUCUUAAUAUCAGCUUAUUAUCGUUAAAAAUUGAAUCCAUGCAGACACGACCAGGAUGGUGAGAGCGAUGUUGAUGCUGAUACAUGAGUGAUAAAGAGAAGAUUAUCAAUAUGAAAGGACCAAUACACCUAGUUGUAUUGGGAAAGGAAGGUGUUGGUAAAACAGCACUUGUAGUGAGAUUUUUAACUAAAAGAUAUUUAAGUGAAUAUGCCCAAACAGAAGAGGCGAUAUAUGAAAGAAGUUUGUCUGUGGAUGAAAGGAAUACAGCUUUAAGAAUCACAGAUAUAAGUGGAAAGGAUGUAGAGAGAAAGGCAGCUAACAAAGAAAUAUUAAAUAAAGUUGAUGGUGUGAUAGUUGUAUAUUCUAUAAUAGAUAGACAUAGUUUUGAUGUAGCAAAAAAUAUCAUACAUUGGUUACAGCGAGAGCGUCGACCAGCCCCUGCCAUUCCAGUUUUACUACUUGGUAACAAAUGUGACUUGGGACACAGACGGGUGGUGGAAAGUCCUGGUUUAGACAGUCCUGAUUGGCAGGAAUCUGACUCCUUUCUUCGAUUUGAAUGUUCUGCUUGUGAUGACGUAGAUGGUGUUGAUGACGUGUUUACAAAAUUCAUAAGAAAAAUACAGGAAAAGAGAGACCCUUCUAGCAAACCACAGAGAAAAGUUAAUCACUCGUCCGGACUCGGAUCGCCGACGCAACUUCGUGCUGCCAUCAGACGGCGUUUCAGUGUUUUUAAUCGUGAUCGAACAACAUUAUGAAAUCAUGUGACCAAACGUGAAUGCUAGGCCGUAUUCUAAUAGCCCCCAUGUCUACGUUUUAUUUAAAUACAGAAAUUAAACUGUUUUCGUGUAUGGGUUCCUCAUUGAUAGCUUAUGGAUGAAAUUAUUUAAAAUAGAUGUGUCUGUAUGAACAGUUUAUUGGAAUACAUUAUACGAGAAAGAAAUUUGAUUAUAUACUGUUGAACGGUCUUGUAAUGUUGAUAUUCUAUAUAAACUGUCACCGAAAAACAGGCUGUCAUACAGAUAUAAUGAAAUUAUUUAAACUGUGAAAAUUUCCAAUCUGCCAACUUACAGCGAACACUAUAAAGUUGUUUUUACUUCAGAUAAAAGUCGUUUCAUUAUGAUAAGAAAUCAGGAGUUAUUUCCCAUAAAACUAUAUUCAUUAGACUAAGUAAACAGAGAGAGAGAGAGAAAGAGAGAGAGAGAGAAAGAGAGAGAGAGAGAGAGAGUACAUAAACUAUGUUAUUUCGGAAGUAAUAUUUGGUACAGUUUUAUUUCAAUAAUUCGCAUGCGUGCAUGGAUUUUUCUUUAGCUUUGAAACAAAAUUGGACGACCCGGAGAAAAUCCACGUCAGACCAUACCAGUCACCUACUCGGCCAUGUCUAUUAAGGUGUUUCAUUAGUAUUUGUUUAUGUGUGUUUUUGGUCAACGCCAUCUAUGGGAGAAGACUGUCUGCGACGUCAUCAAAAAUAUAAAACCUGGACUACAAAACAAAUCAAAUAAUAUAUAAAAAGAUAAUUAUUUCUUUGUAGUUUUUGAUGAAAUAAUUUUAUAUAUUAUUGAUGUAAAUAUGUAAUUAUUAUGUUGCAUUUAAUAUAUAUUUAUAGUAACGCCAUGACGUUACGUCUAUUGUUCUACGUAAUCUUUCAUAAAUAAAAAUGGCUGUGUUCGA
Messenger RNA from Patella vulgata (common limpet), 2043 nucleotides. Its product is annotated as ras-related and estrogen-regulated growth inhibitor-like protein. The record is from RefSeq and is a predicted model, not a curated record. Gene Ontology annotation, molecular function: GTP binding; GTPase activity. The transcript is spliced from 6 exons. Bases 459 to 1130 code for a protein of 223 amino acids. NCBI's taxonomy places the organism in Eukaryota, Metazoa, Mollusca, Gastropoda, Patellidae.